Molecule: messenger RNA, 1188 nt
Organism: Macrobrachium nipponense
Lineage: Eukaryota; Metazoa; Arthropoda; Malacostraca; Decapoda; Palaemonidae
Exons: 3
Coding region: 1-1188 (395 amino acids)
Source: RefSeq, a predicted model, not a curated record
AUGGAAGUAUUGAAAAAGAAAGUGGUCAGGAGAGAUAGAAAGAGAAAGAGAGAUGCACGAAGAAGGAGCAACUCCAACUUCCACUCAACGCCUCCCCCCACUCCAACUCCUCCCUCACCCCCACUCCAACUCAACUCCCAUUCCACUUCAAUUCCCACACCACUCCUACUCCUCGUUCACCCUCACUCCACUUCAACUCCGACUCCACUCCAACUCCAUCUUAAUUCCCACACCACUUCCACUCCUCGCUCACCCCCACUCCACUUCAACUUCCACUCCACUCCAACUCCUUUUCAGUUCCCACUCCACUACAAUCUCACUCCGUUCCAACUCCACUUCAAUUCCCACCUCACUCCAAACUCCCAACCCACCCCCCCCCCCUCCACUUCAACUUCCACUUAUCUCUCACUCCUCUCUCACUCCCACUCCACUUCAACUCCCGCUCCACUUGAAAUCCACUUCAAUUCUCACUCCACUUCAACUCCCACUCCACCUCAACUCCACUUCAAGUCCCACUCAACUCCCUCUCCUUGGUCACCCCACUCCACUUCAACUCCAACUCCACUUCAACUCCCACUCCACGUCAACUCCCAUGACACUCCCUCGUUCACACCCACUGCACUUCAACUCCACUUCAACUCCCACUCCCACUCCUUGCUCACCCCCACUCCACUUCAACUCCACUUCAACUACCACUCCACACCACUUCAACCCCCACUCCACUUCCACUCCUUGCUCACCCCCCCUUCCAACUUCCCAACUCCCAACUCCCAUUUCCAACUCCCACUCCAACUCCAAACUCCUUACUCCACUUUCCACCUCUCACUACCCACUUCCCACUUCCCCCCAACUCCCCACCCCCCCUCAUCCCCACUUUCCACUUCCAACGCCCACUCCACUCCCACUUCCCACUUCAACUUCCCAACUCCCACUUCCCAAUCCUCCUUCCCAUCCCCAUUUCCAACUCCCCCCCAUUCCCACUCCACUCCCACCCCCACUUCCAACUCCCUUUUCCCACCCCAUCCUCCCAUUAGCCACCCCCCCCCUUCCACCUUUCCCCACUCCCUUAUCAUCCCAUUCCACUCUCACUCCACUCCACACACACUAUACCUUAAUACUUGUCCAGGUGUUCCCCUCUCUUUCUCUUCAAACUCUGGUGUCCCAUGGUAUUGCGACAUCAAUGAGUGA